Messenger RNA from Phlebotomus argentipes, 1523 nucleotides. RefSeq names its product oocyte zinc finger protein XlCOF6-like. The transcript has 4 exons. Gene Ontology annotation, molecular function: RNA polymerase II cis-regulatory region sequence-specific DNA binding; DNA-binding transcription factor activity; zinc ion binding. Gene Ontology annotation, cellular component: nucleus. Bases 60 to 1427 code for a protein of 455 amino acids. NCBI's taxonomy places the organism in Eukaryota, Metazoa, Arthropoda, Insecta, Diptera, Psychodidae. The record is from RefSeq and is a predicted model, not a curated record. Gene Ontology annotation, biological process: regulation of transcription by RNA polymerase II.
UCAUGUGUCAAUUUUCUAUUAUUUGUUUACGUUUUCAUUCAUAAAGUAUCUUCUGUAAAAUGCUGAAAAAUUGGGAAAAUUGGUGUCGGUUAUGUGCGAAUAUUGACUCAGAUGAUGUAGAUUUAGGAUGUAAAAAGGAAUCAAUCGACGAUCAGCUGGAAAUAGUAAAUAAACACUUAAUGCUUUCUCUCUUGCCCUUCGGUGGAUGCAAAUUGGGCAUUUGCAGUGAUUGCAGGAGUUUCGUAGAAAAGCUGGAUGAUUUCAAAGAUCGAUGCUUGAGGGCAGAUAAAAUGUUUGAGGAGUUGCGGAAGGAUAAUGCAAAUGAUCUUGCAUUGAUUCGCUGCAAGCAUGGCUUUGAUAUCGAUGGAAUACCCAAAGUUCAGAAAGAAGAAUCUCUCGGAGAAGAAAAUCUCUUUAAUCCUGUCUGCUCUGAUCCACUGGAGUCAAAAUUUGAGAUUGCAGUUGAGAAGAUGGAAGUCUGCGUUGUCAAGAAACGCGGUCGGCCUAGGAAAAUCAAGAGGAACACAGACAAGAGAACUGCAGUGCAGUCAGAAGUAAAAAAGGAGUUAGUGGAGGCACUGGGAGAUGUGUGUUCAGCUGUGAAGAAGCGCCGAAGAGCCAAGCAGAAGAAGGAGAACAUUUGCGACUUUUGUUCAAGGAAGUUCCUUUCCCCGUGUUUGCUGAGGGAUCACAUCUGGUCGAAACACCGCCAGGAGGAGAGACCCUACGUUUGCUCUGAAUGCGGGAAGCGUUUCACAACGAAGGGAAACUUACAAUCUCAUAUGACCAUCCAUAUGCCCGAUGAGAUGCGACUCAUUUUCCCUUGUCCGUACUGCGAGAAGAAAUUCAGCCAGAAGAUUUGCGUGGAGGGUCACAUUACUGCCUGUCACGAUCGUGAUAACGCGUUCAUUUGCGAGGAGUGUGGCAAAUCAUGCAACACUAAAGGGGCGCUGGGACAGCACAUGGAGACACACAUCAAAGAGUACAACUUCCAAUGCCAGAUCUGCUCGAAGAAAUUCAAGACGCGACUGCAGGUCAAGAGACACGAAGUGUGCCACAGCGCUGAGGUGUUUUUGUGUGGAGAGUGUGGCCUGAAGUUGAAGAGCAAGAAAACUCUGAGGAUGCACAAGUUGGUGCACUUGGACGUGAAGAAGUUUAAAUGCAACUAUUGUGGUAAUGAAUUCAAGCGCUCCAAAACCUUAAAAAAUCAUCUCUUGCUGCACUCAGGACUACGACCGUAUGAGUGUCAGUUCUGUGAUAAAACCUUCACAUUUGGUUCAAGUUUCCGGGUGCACCAGAAGAAAGUUCAUCCGGCGGAAUUGGCGGCUCUGGAGGCUUCCGGAGAAGCUGCUAAAAUAACUAAAUUGCCACGACUGGAGCAACUGCAACCCAAGCAUCCAAUGAUGGUCAAUACAUCAGCUGUAUGAAAUAAACUGAUCUUUGAGAUCCGUUAUUUUUCAAAAGUAAAACGAAACCGUUCAUUUACAAAACACCCGAAAUGUAGAAAAAUUCUGAAGUGUCAA